AUGGACCAGGUGCUGGAUGGUCUUCCAGGAGUCGUCUGUUACCUGGACGACGUGCUGAUCGGCGCCGACAGUGACCGUGAGCUGAUGGACAGGCUGGACCGGGUGCUGGAGCGGCUGAAGGACAACGGCGUCCGCCUCAAGAAAGAGAAGUGCCAGUUCGGAGUCCGAGAAGUGGUGUAUCUCGGUUGGCGACUGUCUGAGGCGGGUCUGCGCCCGGUGCAAGAGAAGACGGCGGCCGUCACAGCAGCACCUGACCCUCGGAACGUGCAGGAGCUGCGAUCUCUGAUCGGGUCAGUCAGCUAUUAUCAGCGGCUGCUGCCCAACCUGUCUACCGUGCUAGCGCCGCUCUACGCGCUACUGAAGACGGGCGUCAAAUGGGCAUGGACGGCGGAGUGCGCCGCGGCAGUGCGCCGUGUGAAGGACAUGCUGUCCACGGCGCCGGUCCUGAUGCGGUACGACCCCGUGCUGCCGCUGCGGCUCGUCACGGACGCCAGUGCGACAGGAGUCGGAGCGGCUCUGAUGCAAGUGACGCCCGAGGGGCUCGAGAGGCCGGUACAGUACGCCUCCCGAACGCUCACUCCGACGGAGAGGAAGUACGCCCAAGUGGAGAGGGAAGCCGCAGCCGUCUCGUUCGGAGUGCGGCGGUUCCACCAGUUCCUGUUUGGUCGGCCGUUCACCCUGGUGGUCGACAACAGGACGCUCUCCAGGAUCCUAAACCCGGACCGUGAGCUGCCAUCUCUGGCGGCGGCUCGCAUGCAAAGGUAUGCGCUGCAGCUCGCGGCGUAUCAGUACAAGAUCGAGCUGCGCCGGACGGAGGACAUGAGGCUGGCGGACACGAUGUCCCGUCUGUCGGUGCCGGACGAGGCGGAGAACCGGCUGUCGGCAGAAGAGGAGGCGGCGUACGGCGGAGGCGGCGUAAUGUUCAUCGCCGAGCAGGGGCCGUGUCUGACCGCGCAGCAGAUAGCAGUGGCCACGCGCCGAGACCCGGCGCUCGCCCGCGCUCUGGCGGCGGUGCGAUCGGGCUGGCCGGCGGUGGUGGACCCGGACCUGGCUCCCUUCAAGAAUCGCCGAGAGGAGCUGACGACUGAGGCCGACUGUCUGCUCUGGGGCGGCCGAGUCGUCAUCCCGAGCAACCUGCGCGACACCGUCAAGCGGGAGCUGCAUGAGGGUCACUUCGGCUGCACUCGCAUGAAGCAGCUGGCGAGGCGCUUUGUGUGGUGGCCGGGACUCGAUGCUGAGCUGGAGGCGCUGGCUCGCGGGUGUCAGGCGUGCGUCUCAAAGCGAGCUGAGCCGCCGCAGGCGACACGGCACCCGUGGGAGCCGACGGACGGCCCGUGGCAGCGGGUGCAUGCCGAUUUUGCCGGACCUCUGAAGGGCACCUGGUUCCUGGUGAUGGUGGAUAGUUUCUCCAAGUGGGCUGAAAUGAUCCCAAUGAAGACGACCACGUCCGAGCGGACCAGUGACGCCCCACGCCGCGACCGCACGGACUCCCGCUGA
Amphibalanus amphitrite is the source of this 1497-nucleotide messenger RNA. RefSeq lists its product as uncharacterized. Lineage: Eukaryota; Metazoa; Arthropoda; Thecostraca; Balanomorpha; Balanidae. The transcript is spliced from 2 exons. The record is from RefSeq and is a predicted model, not a curated record. Gene Ontology annotation, molecular function: nucleic acid binding. Bases 1 to 1497 code for a protein of 498 amino acids.